AUGACCAGUAGACAUACUCGGAGCAACGCACAAGGACCAUUGCAUCAGCUCACCAACGAAGAACUAGCGAGAUUAGAACGUCAGAACCGUCAACUGCCUAGACCUACAAGCACCAACAUGGGCGAUCAUCAGGAUGAUCUUACUGCUGCGUUUGCACUCAUGCAACAACAGAUGCAGCAGAUGCAGCAAACUAUCCAAGCGAACGCUGCAAACCAACGGAAUGCACCGGAGGAAGUUGAUCAGAUUGGCCAAAGGAAUCUCUUGCGUAAUCUACCUGCUACGCGAUCCGCCAUCAACCCUCCACCUUGCACUAGACAAGACUUUGAGAUCAAGCCCGCCUUGAUAGGUCUGGUGCAGAGGAAGAUCUUCAACGGACUUCCUGCAGAAAUACCGAUGGACCACAUUGAAAACUUUGAGAAGAUGUGUGGGUUCACUAAGGCGAAUGGAGCUGCUCGCUGGCUAGAUUCCCUACCAACUGGAUCGCUCACCACAUGGGAACAAGUCAGAUCCGCUUUCUUGAGCCACUUCUACACGAAAUCAAAGACGGCAGCGCUGAGACAGAAGAUCGCCACCUUUAAACAGCUGGUAGAUGAGCCGUUCUACGACGCAUGGGAGCGAUUCAACGUCUACCGCAGAGAGUGCCCACAUCACGGUUUUGAAGAAGAUUAUCUACUCGGAGUUUUCUACGAUGGAGUAGGUUGGGAGUACAGGAAUGCUUUAAACUCAGCCAGUAAUGGAGAUUUCAUGACCCAAUCCACUCAAGGCGCUUUCGCGCUAAUUGAGAACAUGGCCUCAAGCUCAGCUGACAGCAACCGAGAGACUGACCGCACCCAAAAGGUGAACAGCAUCGACAAUAGCAAAAUAGAUGAGCUCUCUGCCAAGGUCGAUCAGCUGAUUAAGAGUAAUCAGAACCAUGUCUUCAUCAUGGAAGAGUCUCCUCAGGAUAAAGGAACCACAGACACUACAUCAGAAGCGGACCAGGCGAUUGAAGACCACCAUGAGGUUAGCUAUGUGAAUGGGCAAGGAUGGCAGUUUAAGAACUAUCACCCGAACCCUAACGUGAGGAACAACCCCCACCUGUUCAACAACCCUAAACCCGAUGGUAACACAGAAAAUGCUCAAGGCAAUCAAGUUCAGAAUAGUGGCUACCAACGGGGGUAUGGAAAUCAAGGAAGAACCUUUGUCCUCAGCCCAGCUCAGAAUACUCAGUUCCACAACCAGAAACAACCGACUAACCAGCAGCCUGCACAGCCUGCUCAAACUGCUCCACAAGACGAGAUGAAGAGUCUUGCCAAUAUGAUGAGCCAGCUGCUCCAAGGACAACAGAUUCAGGGAAAAGCACUGAAUCAGGUCACAAACGACAUCAAUACCCGAAUGAAUCACAUGUUCAAUGACCUGAGUGCCAAAUAUGAUAAUGUCUCGAGCCAUAUGAGGCAGAUGGAUAUUCAGAUUGCUCAGACUGCUGAGAGUGUGAAGAGACAGCAAGGCACUCUUCCUGGAAAAACAGAUAAAAAUCCCAAGGAGUGUAAUGCAGUCGCGCUUAGGAGUGGGAAGCAGUUAACUGAUCUGGCACCCAAGAGAUUCACAACAGCUGAAAAGGGGAAGCAGAAAGAAUCAGAACAGCCACCUGUAACCGCACCAGCAGACGAGGAAGAAGCAGAGCUUCCUGUUAAACAUACUCCGACCACUACAGAGCAGCCUACUGUGGUUGUUCGCCCAGCGGCAGAACCUGUUCCCACCCGUGACUAUGUGCCAAAGGUUCCGUACCCUGUUCCUGCUAAGGCCACACGCAAGGACAAGGAGGAGAUGAAAUGUAGGAAGAUGCUGGAAGACUUAACAGUCAGACUCCCUCUCAUGAGUGCAAUCCAGAUGAUGCCAUCCAUGAGUAGCUUUGUGAAAGGACUAAUUUCUGGAAAGAUAACCGAUGACAGUGAGUUCAUGGUAGUCUCUAAAGAGUGCAGCGCUGUUCUCCAGAACAAAAGGAUCAAGAAGCUAGGUGAUCCUGGAAAAUUUGUCCUUUCCAUCCAAAUAGGGAGAACAGUCUUCUCGUGUUCGCUAGUCGAUCUGGGAUCAAGCAUCAACCUCAUGCCGUACUCUGUGGCUAAGCGCCUAGGAUUCACAGAUUUCAAACCUACCAGGAUGUCCCUAGUGUUUGCUGAUCGAUCAGUGAAAUCUCCAGUCGGAAUUAUCGAGGAUAUCCAGGUUCUGGUUGGGAACACACUUGUCCCUGCCGAUUUCGUUGUUCUGGAACUUGAGGAAGAAUCAAAGGAUCCUCUGAUCCUAGGCAGACCAUUCCUAUGCACUGUCGGAGCUAUCAUAGAUGUGCGACAGGGAAAAAUCGAUCUCCACCUAGGAGACAUUGUGAUGAGGUUCGAGAUGAAUCAGAUGCUCAAGAAACCUAUGCUAGAUGGACAAACCUUCACUGUCCAAGAGGAGGGUGAUCCGCUGGAACCGAGUGAUCAGAUGAUUGAGGAGAUCCUAAUAGAUGAUCCGCUGGAACUAGCUCUGACUAGAGCUGAAGCAGAACAGAAUGUCCAGAACAUCGACGCUGAUGGGUACGCCAAGAUGUUGGACUCCGCCAGAACCAUGGAAAGAUUAGUGGCAUAUCUUAGUCUGGGGGAGAACAAUGCCUCAGACUCAUCGAGCUCGCCUGUUCCACCAAGUAGGAACAAUGACCCGUGGAGUGAAUCCAAAGCUCCAAAAGUCGAGCUCAAAACACUCCCUAAGGGGCUCAGGUACGCAUUUCUUGGACCAAAUUCUACAUACCCAGUAAUCGUAAAUGCUGACCUGAACAAUGCUGAAACUGCUCUUCUCUUAUGCGAACUUAGGAAAUAUCGAAAAGCAUUAGGAUAUUCCCUAGCUGAUAUACCUGGCAUUUCACCUGAUCUGUGCAUGCAUAGAAUACACCUAGAAGAUGAAUCAAUGACUUCUGUAGAACAUCAGAGGAGGUUAAACCCAAAUCUGAAAGAUGUUGUAAAGAAGGAGAUAAUGAAACUUCUAGAAGCUGGUGUAAUUUAUGCGAUUUCUGAUAGUAAGUGGGUUAGUCCUGUUCAUGUAGUGCCUAAGAAAGGAGGGAUCACUGUUAUAACAAAUGAAAAGAAUGAAUUAAUCCCUACUAGAACAGUAACUGGUCAUCGCAUGUGCAUUGAUUUCCGUAAAUUGAAUGCUGCGACUCGCAAGGAUCACUUUCCACUUCCCUUCAUUGAUCAAAUGCUUGAAAGAUUGGCUAACCACCCUUACUAUUGCUUUUUAGAUGGUUAUUCAGGUUUCUUUCAGAUUCCCAUCCACCCAGACGAUCAAGAAAAGACGACGUUCACAUGUCCUUAUGGAACAUACGCCUACAGGAGAAUGCCUUUCGGGCUGUGCAAUGCUCCAGCGACCUUUCAACGCUGCAUGAUGUCAAUUUUCACUGAUCUAAUUGAAGACAUAAUGGAAGUUUUCAUGGACGAUUUCAGCGUCUAUGGGAGCUCCUUUAGUGUCUGUUUGUCAAACUUGUGCAGGGUUCUGAAGCGAUGCGAGGAGAAGCAUCUCGUGCUGAAUUGGGAAAAAUGCCAUUUCAUGGUCAGAGAUGGGAUUGUUCUAGGACAUAAGAUUUCAGAAAAAGGCAUCGAAGUGGACAAGGCAAAGAUCGAUAUCAUGAUGAGUCUGCAACCCCCAACUUCAGUGAGGGGAAUAAAAAGCUUUUUGGGACAUGCUGGUUUUUACAGAAGAUUCAUCCAGGACUUCUCGAGAAUCGCAAGACCACUCACUAGACUGCUCUGCAAGGAAACAAAGUUCGAUUUCGACAACGAGUGCUUAGCUUCAUUUCACACGAUCAAGGGAGCUCUUGUCAGUGCACCGGUUGUCCAACCCCCAGACUGGGACCUCCCUUUCGAGAUCAUGACGGACGCGAGUGACUUUGCAGUGGGAGCAGUGCUUGGACAGCGGAAGGAUAAGAAGCUCCAUGUGAUCUACUACGCGAGCAAGACACUGGAUGAAGCUCAAUGUAGGUAUGCCACCACAGAGAAGGAACUCCUGGCCAUCGUCUAUGCUUUUGAGAAGUUCCGAUCAUAUCUGGUUGGGUCUAAAGUGAUAGUCCACACGGAUCAUGCAGCUCUCAAGUACCUGCUCACGAAAAAAGAUGCCAAACCGCGGCUCCUGAGAUGGAUUCUCCUCCUUCAGGAAUUUGACCUGGAAAUAAGAGACAAGAAAGGGGUAGAAAAUGGAGUAGCGGACCACCUUUCCAGAAUGAAAAUAAACGAUGAUACAGUGAUUGACGAAGAACAACCAGUGGAACACGUCAGUGCGAUUGGUCUUUGCUACACGGAACCACCAAUGCGCAUAGAAACAGCUUGUUCUUCGCAACUAGAGCAGUUUGUGGCAACAAUCCAGAAGCAAUAUCCUGAUCUACCGUGGUUUGCUGAGAUUGCAAAUUUCUUAGCUGCUGAAAAGGAGCCUCAGAAGUUCACGGGGAACGAGAAGAGGAAAUUCUUAAGAGAGGCAAGGCACUACUUCUGGGAUGAGCCUUAUCUAUACCGACAAUGCAAGGAUGGGAUCUUCAGACGAUGUGUUCCGGAGGCUGAAAUUCCAGGGAUCCUACACCACUGCCACGGAUCUUCCUACGCUGGACACUUCGCCACAUUCAAAACAGUCUCCAAAAUUCUCCAAGCGGGAUUCUGGUGGCCAACAAUGUUCAGAGAUGCUCACGCUUUCAUAUCCAGAUGCAAUGCAUGCCAGCGAAUGGGCAGUAUCAGCAAAAGGAAUGAGAUGCCUCAGAACUACAUAUUGGAAGUUGAGGUGUUCGACUGCUGGGGGAUAGAUUUUAUGGGACCUUUCCCACCUUCUCACAAAACGAGUACAUCCUGGUUGCAGUCGACUAUGUCUCCAAGUGGGUAGAAGCA
Molecule: messenger RNA, 4880 nt
Organism: Brassica napus (rape)
Lineage: Eukaryota; Viridiplantae; Streptophyta; Magnoliopsida; Brassicales; Brassicaceae
Exons: 2
Coding region: 1-4875 (1624 amino acids)
Source: RefSeq, a predicted model, not a curated record